CACCCGCCCGCCCGCCGAGCAGCCGGGCUGGCGCGCUCGGUUUCUGCGCGAAAGCCGGCCGUGUACCUAGGAAUUAACCGGCCGGCGCUGGAGGGGAGGGGUGGGGAGCGGGAAGUGGGGUGUAUGGGGGGGGAUGCUGAGCGCGCGCGAGAACAAUAAUAAGAUCGUGUUUGCGGUCGCUGCCCGAGGAGGAAUUCGGAGGAGGCGCGAGGCCCGGUGCUCGCGCCGCGCCCGGGAGCCCGGGAAGGAGGCCGGCGGCGGCGGCGGCAUGAGGCAGGCGACGCGGAGCCUGUGAGCAGCGCGCGGCGGCGGCGGGGACCUCGGCGCGGGCAAGAGCCGAGCGGCCGGGGGCUCCCCUCCCCCGCUGCCGGGCGGUGAUUUGCCGGGCCUGCUGAGCCCCCCGCCCACCCCCUCGCCUCAGCCGCCGCCUCGACGCUUCCCCUCGUCGGAGCGGCCGCUCGUCCGCCCGCCCGCCCGGCUCGAGGCCCGCGGGGAGCGCGGCGCAGUCCGUCGGCCCGCGGGGGGGCGGCCUCCCGGCAUCUUAGCGGCGCCCAAGGACGACCAGGAAGGGGAGCGGCCGGGAUGGCGCGUCCGCGGCCCCGCGAGUACAAGGCGGGCGACCUGGUCUUCGCCAAGAUGAAGGGCUACCCGCACUGGCCCGCCCGGAUCGAUGAACUCCCAGAGGGAGCUGUGAAGCCUCCAGCCAAUAAGUACCCUAUCUUCUUUUUUGGCACCCAUGAAACUGCUUUUCUAGGUCCCAAAGACCUCUUCCCUUAUAAGGAAUACAAAGACAAGUUUGGAAAAUCAAACAAACGGAAAGGAUUUAAUGAAGGAUUGUGGGAAAUAGAAAAUAACCCAGGAGUAAAGUUUACUGGAUACCAGGCAAUUCAGCAACAGAGCUCUUCAGAAACCGAGGGAGAAGGUGGGAAUACCGCUGACGCAAGCAGUGAGGAAGAAGGCGACAGAGUAGAGGAAGAUGGAAAAGGCAAAAGAAAGAGUGAAAAAGCAGGCUCAAAGCGGAAAAAGUCAUACACUUCAAAGAAAUCCUCUAAACAGUCCCGGAAAUCUCCAGGAGACGAAGAUGACAAGGACUGCAAAGAAGAAGAAAAUAAAAGCAGCUCUGAGGGUGGAGAUGCCGGCAAUGACACAAGAAACACAACUUCAGACUUGCAAAAAACCAGUGAAGGGACCUAACUAUCAUAAUGAAUGCUGCAUACUAAGAAAACCACAAGAAGGUUAUACGUUUGGUUGUCCAAUAUUCUCGGAUUUGAUAUGAACCAACACAUAGUCCUUGUUGUCAUUGCCAGAACCCCAGUUUGUAUGUACAUUAUUCACAUUCCUCUCUGAUGUGUUUGGGGGAAAAAAAAGACAUUUUAGCCUUUUUUAAGGUUAUUGACUUAAUUUCAUGUUAUUUGGUUGCAUGAAGUUGCCCUUAACCACUAAGGAUUAUCAAGAUUUUUGCACAAGCUCAUACAAGUCUAGGAUCCUUUAUCAAGGCAGUUAUGUUCAUCAUUCUUCUGCCUUUUACUCCACCAUCACCAAACACUCAGUUAAAUAUAAAUUAGCAUUUUUUUAAAAGGACCACUCAACAUAAUGCUUAAGGGAUUUCUUCUCUGUGACAGAACCCAGGAACCAAUUCCUAGAUACAUAAUGUUGGCAUAUUGAAGGUGAACUUAAAAUUGUCCUUCAGUUUUGAGGCCAUGUGUAAAGUUGAAUCAUACUGUAAAAUACCUAUUCCGUAUUAGAAAUAGCUAGUUGACAACUUAUACUUCUCAAAACUCAUGUUGUUACGUACACAAACUCAGUUUCUAUAUGUGAAGUUAAGUGAGUCUUUUGUGUUACUCCAAGAUAAAGGCAAUGAUUUAUUUUCUCCCAAUGCCAAUACAAUUUGAGCUAAUCACUCAAGCUGGAUACUUUACAUUUUAAAGCUGGACUCAGCAGUAGCCCUAUGGGAAGUAAGACAAAGCAUUGACUUUUAAAUAUAGACUUUUAAACGAUCUGUUGUUUUCUUUUGGAACUAGAAUUAGAAUAGUUAAUACUCAUCCACAAACCAUUAUUAUGUGUACAUUAUUGUUGCAAUUGUGAUAAUAGAAAAUUUUAUUUAUUUUUAUGCCAACUUAUAUUGUGAGAACACAUUUAGUCAGUUUGGGUUUUAUCAAUCCUGUUAUGCUUGUCCUUGGAACAUCUUUCGCGUAUUCGAGGUUUGUAGUUGAAAAGUUUACUGUAAAAAAAAAAUCAAAAACAAAAAAAUGUAUUGUUUUUACAGAAUAAAUUUAUUGGAAUGUGUACUGGGAGUAAGAGUUGAGGUUGUAAACAACUAAGUUAGUGUAAUUUGGCUUCGUAUAUGUAAUGUGAGGUAUUAAUGUAAUUCAUAUAUUAAAGCAAAAAUUGUUAACAGCAAGCUGAUAAGAGAAUCAAGUGCAGGUGAGGCUUUUUCUUUUUUUAAAACACUCUGGGUUUUAGGGCUUGUAUUUGUUUUUUUUUAACACUGGGGGGUAGGGAGAGGAACUGGCUACAUGACUGCUUGCAUAUCUAUGUUACUUACCAGUUCAGUGGACCCCUAAAUUCACACUGGACAUUAUCCAUGCACUGAUCUAGACCCCGUUUUCUUUUAGGUUUUCUUAUUUUGGUGACGAGCUAGUAAAUAGCAUGAAAGAAAAAAUGUGAGUAGCUCUGAAAGCUUAGGGCUAUUAGUGAUGAUGCUGGUGAUGAUGGGAGUGGUGAUGAUGGCACCUGAGGGCAUAAGAGUAUGGAUCCACUUACCACUCCUGGGCACUGAGGAGGCGGCUGUGUUUUGGGUUUGUUUCUCUCAUUUAGCAAAUACUGAUUUUCCUCUAUUAUACUCGACUCACGCUUCCACAUGAUGAACAGUUCAUUUAAAAGACAGUAGGAAUGCCAAUCCAGUUCUUUGUCCUUACAAGGUACCUUUUAAUUUUGAAUAUUUUAAUUUAAAAUCAAGGAAAUUUAAUUAAUUCAUCAAAAGUCCUCUUCAUCACUCACACUAAAACAUAAGGAGAACGUAGAUGACAUUUCGAAUUGGAACAUAUAACUGACAGAUUUUCAAAACAGAAAAGCUAAAGACCACAGAACUUUUUCUGAAAAAGAAAAUACACAAAAUGUUUCAAAUUUAAUAAGAUUUGUCUUCAUAAAAGGCUAAAAAUAAUUUAUUAAAAAUAUACACAGAAACACAAUAGAAAUAUUUCCAGUCACCAGUAAAAUAAAGGUAAUAAUAAAGUUAUAGAUCCCUUCUUAGCUGUUUAUACUCAAUAAAAAAUUUCAGUGAAAUGGAAAAAAAAAAAUUUUCAGUGAAAGCAGUUUUUGAAACAACAGUGAAUAAUUCACUUUCCUUGGGAAAACACUUUUCAAACAACAUUUUUAAAUGUUCGGAUAAUUUGUCUUUUAUAAUGAGGUUGAUCAUAAAGCAUAUACAUCUUAUAUGCAAAAAUAUUUCUCCAAUCUGUAUUUGCUGGUUUGAAAUUUUUAAUAUGCAUAGGCCAUUUUCACUUUCAAAUAGUUUCCUUUUCAUGUUCAUUAUUAGAGGAGCUAAAUUGUAAUUUUUCACACUUAUAUUUAAUAUAUGCAAACAGAAUAUUGAGAUAGGUGGUUGUUUAUUCACAAAUACCUUGAAAUGUAUCUCUUUAAACAGACUUUCUGAAUAACUUCAACUUUCCUUCAAAAAAAGAUUUACCCACAUAAUUCCUAUGGUACAGAGUACAGAGCAAGAAUUGAUAUAUUCAUAAAUGUUCCUGUACGAGAAGAAUGGGACCACAUAUAGGUACCAAGAUAGCAAAAGUCAGUCAUCUGGAGAGAAAGAACAUAAAACAAUGUUUUUAUUCAACUUUUUCAUCUGCCUUUGUUUUUAUGAAGAAUUCGGGUCUGUAGAUACAGCGAUAGGCCAGGAGCUGGGGAAGAACUCCAUAUGCUAUGUUCAAGGCUAAAAAAAUGAUUUUCGCUUCUUCAGGGACUCUGUAGACAUAAGCAGUUCUAGCAUGAAGAGAAGCACCGAUGUGAGAAAACUGAGCCUGUCAUGUUUGGGGAAAAAACAAGGGGGUGUGGUAAGCAUGAGCUCUGCGUUCAGUUGGACACACAUGCGUUCCUAACGGUCCAUUCAGACCACACUCCUGUGCCCUCAAAACCAGAUUUUCAAACAAUCCAGAAUCCUCAAUAUCUCAUUAAACUUGGGGCCAGUCUUGAUAUAACCAUUCAAAUAAAGUAAGCCGCCUUUAGCAUGUCUUUAUCAGACUAACUGAUUUUUAACCCAUCUAGUGCCCACCCUGCCCAGCCCCAUACCAAACAGUAGUGGCUCAAUUUACAAAAGAAAAAUCUGAAUAAAAUCUGCUUUGUCCUGAUUUGCAUUCUGGAGAUAUCCUAUAUAGGAACUCAGCUGUGGCUCACACAAUGUGUUCUAGUAAAAAUGAAGCAAGUACAGAGAUUAGACAGCUGAAAUAUUUUUAGCAUAGCUAUUUAAAGAGAAGCUCUGAAAACCUCAGCUUCAUUUAUAUCAAUUCUUUCACCUACUCCUUGGAGCAAGAGCUCAAAGCCCUUCAAUUAUGCAUUUUGCUUGUUUUUUUACUUGUAUAUUUGUUUUUCCUUCAACUUAAAAAAUACUAAGGGUUGUUUUGUAAGAUAAGGUGGGGGUACGGAUUUGUUCGCUCUUUUAUAAAAUGGCAAAUGUACACACAGGCAACUUUUUCACAUCAAAUUAUUGAGACGUCCAGCUUGUCAGCAUAAGCUGAAUUUACAAAACAGACAGGCAAGCACUUCCCACUUGUACUUAGAUACCUGCUCAGAACAUACAUCCCAGAACAUGCCAAUUGGCCUUUUUUGAUACUUUUCAUAAGCACAGGUGAAAAUUGUAUUAGAAAAAGGCUUCUGUGAAAGUAUUUCCUCAGGAUCCUUGUAUCAUUACAAAAUGCAGCCCUGGAGUCUUUACUUCAUAUCAUAACUGAAACUCAAGAUAUACGUGAAUAAAAGAUUGGGAAUUUAAAUGUAGUAAGUGGUGACUUAUUAGUUUAUCAGGAUUAGAGCAAAGAGACAAAAGGUAAAAGGACAGAAAUCAUGAGAAUGAAAAUGAAAUAACUUGCUUUAAAUACGUACAAGUUAUCUUACAUUUCCUUCCAUAUGAAAUCAGGUUAUCCUACUAAGUGAUUAACAGAACAAAAGUGUUACUUAGCACUUGAUUUUAUGACAAGAAAAGGACAAGUUUUCAUAAAGCAGUAUGUAUACGGAUGGUAUCAGCAACAGGCAUUUUGACAGGUUACAUUUUUAUAAAAUUCCUGAUACAUCCUGGGGGUGUCUGGUAGCCUUGUUCUUCUCUGGAAAUAGGCAUUAAAUUAGUGUGAGUGGUAUGUUGCCAAGGACAAAGGCCAGUACCGAGGCAGGAAUCAUCUGUCUGGUGGUCUGUGAGCCACUGAGAGGGCUUUAUCCUCAAACACACCGCCCCCAGGGCCGAUGCCCAAACACAACCCACCAAAUACUAAGCACUUCAUCUCUGGGCUGUGAAAACAAAAGAGUUAAGGGCCUUUGAAAGGCUGCCCUGAGGACCUGCUCUUGUGGACAUUCUAAGAACCCCCAACAGGAACUUGGCCCCCAUCACAAUUUUUUUUUCCCAGGGCCAAUUUUGAAUAAAAAUAUUUUUCUGAAUAUAUAAUCAGACUUUUCUUCUGGACCAGGUGCCAUAUUUGACCCCUGACUUUCAGAAAUGUGCAUUUGGUAUCUAUCUUUUCAGACUUAACAUAAAUCUCAAAUCAAACUUGGGGAAAUGCAAAUAACAGUUUAAGAGAAUAAUAUGAGCCGUCAUGCCUACUUGCAUAGGGAACCUGCUUAAAAAGUCUUAAUAUCAAAAAAAAAAAAAAAGUCUUAAUAUCAUAGGCUCUUUUCCUGCACUGACCAGUGCAGUUAAUACCUCAUUUUCACAAACAGCAAACUCAUGGGAACAUUAAAAAAUGAUCAUGUCCUUUAGAUUAGAUUGUAAGCCCACCGGGCAGGUACUGUGUCUGAAUUUUUGUGUGGCACCUCUCACAUUGUUAGAGCUCAAUAAAUGUUCAACAGUAA
Molecule: messenger RNA, 6054 nt
Organism: Cervus elaphus (red deer)
Lineage: Eukaryota; Metazoa; Chordata; Mammalia; Artiodactyla; Cervidae
Gene: HDGFL3
Product: HDGF like 3
Exons: 6
Coding region: 583-1194 (203 amino acids)
Biological process (GO): regulation of transcription by RNA polymerase II
Cellular component (GO): nucleus
Molecular function (GO): double-stranded DNA binding; transcription coregulator activity
Source: RefSeq, a predicted model, not a curated record